AAUUUGCAUUAAAAAAUGCAAAGAGCUCCGGCCUCUGAUUGGUGGAAAGUUUGGAGCUGGCAGCGGCCGGGGGCGGGGCUGGCGCGGCACCUCUUUCUCCCCCGGCGCGGCUCCCUCUCCGGCCGGGGCCGAUCCAGCGCGCGCUUGGCCGGCCACUUGCCCCGACGGGGGCUGGCUCGCUCCGGGGUGGGGCAGAGCGGCGGAGCGAUGCGCCCGGCUGGGGCGCUGCCUUGGGGGCUGCUGAUGUUUUGGGGGGCCCUCCUGGUCCAGCAGGUGCGCGGCCUCCGCCACAGCGUCUACUGGAACGCCAGCAACCCCAGGUUCCUUGACGAGGACUUCGCCGUUCAGGUCUCCAUCAAUGAUUACCUGGACAUUUACUGCCCGCACUACGAACAACCCUUGGCUGCGGGCGGACCGGAAACUUUCACUUUGCUCAUGGUUGACCGCGAGGGCUAUCAGGGCUGUUAUGAAACGCCUGGAGCCUUCAAGCGCUGGGAGUGCAACCGCCCCUAUGCCCCCUACGGGCCUGUCCGCUUCUCGGAGAAGAUCCAGAGGUUCACCCCCUUCUCCCUGGGCUUUGAGUUUCAGCCUGGCCAUGAUUACUACUAUAUUUCUAUCCCCACUGCAGAGAGUCCUGGACGCUGUUUGAAGCUUCGAGUAUCCGUCUGCUGCAAGACAACCACCAUAGAACCUGCAACUGAGGGCCCCAAAUCUCAACCUCGUGGGAGAGGCAGCUCAGAGGAAGCCGCUGUAGCCCCCGGACGCAGCUGUGCCCCAUCCUGGCCCAGCAGGGCCUACUUGGGGCUUGCCCUCUUAUCCUUCCUGUGGCUCUGACCCCACCCCAUCCCCGGGUCCGGUGGCAAGGAGCGAGGGCAGCCUGGCCCCCUCCACCUCACUGCUCCUAUCUGACUGACUCGCAAGGGUGCUGGAUCCCUCACUUGGCACUUUAGAACUUGGAGGUGGCGUACCUGCGGCCCUUUUCCUGGUCUCCGGAGGUGAGCUGAGGUUCCGUUGGCCGAGUCAACCCAGCCGAAAAGGGGCAGGUCACCCCCAUAACUCUCGACAUCCCUGCCUGCUUCUCCGUUCGGGAUUUGUUGAAGCAAGAGGAAGACCUUGGACUGAGAGGAGUUUCUCCGCGUCUUAUUCCCGCUGGAGGUCGGAUUCGCCAUUUCUCGCAACCAGCCUGCCACGGUGUCAAAAGGGGAGCUUUCUUUCUGAGCAAACUCGGAUUUGAUUUGGGGGGAGGUACAGGGGAGAGUGGAAUCUCAUCCGUGGGGCAGCAAAGGGCUCCAAGACCAGUCUCCCGGACUGUUUGUAUGCCAAAGAUGGGGAGACGCUUCCCCCCCCCCGUUCCCACUUCAGAGUCUGUGACACUUGAAGCUUAGCUGCUUUAAAGGGGGGGGGUCAACUUUUUUCUUUCUCUCUCUCUUUCCUGUUUUAUAUCUACAUUGAGCUUGAUUUCCUCCCCUGCCCAGAAGGAAAAAAAAUCUGGACUGUGGCAGCCCCCCUGCCCCUCACCCCCUUGUGUUCUCGGCGAGAACGACAGCGACCUUGAUGGCGUCUCCACUUUUGUCUUCUAUGAAGAUGCUGGUUUGGCUUCACUCGUUUCCCCACCCUCCCUCCUGGAUUCCAAUUUCUUUGUUUUAAAUAUGUUGGAUUUCCCCCCCCCCAAUUGUAAGUGACUGAGCCAAAUGAUAAAAACUCUUUCAAAAA
Messenger RNA from Rhineura floridana, 1713 nucleotides. RefSeq names its product ephrin A4 (gene EFNA4). The record is from RefSeq and is a predicted model, not a curated record. Gene Ontology annotation, cellular component: plasma membrane. The transcript has 7 exons. Gene Ontology annotation, biological process: axon guidance; ephrin receptor signaling pathway. Gene Ontology annotation, molecular function: ephrin receptor binding. NCBI's taxonomy places the organism in Eukaryota, Metazoa, Chordata, Lepidosauria, Squamata, Rhineuridae. Bases 16 to 834 code for a protein of 272 amino acids.